Messenger RNA from Dictyostelium discoideum AX4, 3198 nucleotides. RefSeq lists its product as hypothetical. Gene Ontology annotation, molecular function: glycosyltransferase activity. The transcript has a single exon. The record is from RefSeq and is a predicted model, not a curated record. The coding region runs from base 1 to 3198 and encodes 1065 amino acids. Lineage: Eukaryota; Evosea; Eumycetozoa; Dictyosteliales; Dictyosteliaceae.
AUGUCAUUGAAUAAUAAUAAUAGUAAUAAUUAUGAAAGUGAUAAUGAUGAAGAUGAGGAUGAAGAUGAAGAAAAUUUAUUAUUCAAAGAUUUUCAAUCAAUAGAAAGAAGAGGAAAUAAAAAAAUAAAUUAUAAUAAUAAUAAUAAUAAUAAUAGUAAUAAUAAUAAUAAUAAUAAUAAUAAUAAUAAUAAUAAUAAUAAUAAUAAUAAUAAUAAUAAUAAUAAUAAAAAUAAUGAUAUUAAAAAUAUUAAAAAUAAUAAAAUUACAAAUAAAAAUAAUUAUAAUAAUAAAAAUUUUAUUUCAAAAUUAUCUAUUAUAAAUAAUAAUAAAUUUAAAAAAAUUAAAAAUAUUAUUUUACAAAAAAAAAAUUUUAAAAAUUUAAUAAUAAUAAUUCUAUCAUUAUUCUUUAUUUUAUUUUUAUUUUAUAUAAUAAUAACUUUUUCAAUUAAUAAUAAAAUUUAUAAUUAUACAAAUAAUAAAAUAAUAAAUAAUAAAAAUGAUAUUAUAAAUCAAUAUUGUAUAAAUUUUUUAAAUAAUAAUAAUAAUAAUAAUAAUAAUAAUAAAGGAGAAGGAGAAGAAAAAAAAGAGGAAGAAGAAGAUGAUGAUGAUGAAAAAUGUAGUUUUGAUUUAAAUUCACCAGAUUAUUCAUGUACACCAAUAUCAAAGAAUAGAGUUAUAAAUUUUAAUUAUUCAAGUAAUUAUGAAGAAAGAGUUGUUAAUUGGAAUAAACCAAUAGUAUCAGUUAUUGUACCAUUUUUAAAUACAGAUCCUCAACAAUUUAAUGAAUGUAUGGAGAGUAUAUUAAUUAGACAAUCAUUUAAAUUGAUUGAAGUUAUAUUAAUUGAUGAUGGAUCAACCAAUGAUAAAUCAAUAAAAUCAUAUAGAGAAUGGUUGAAACGUGAACCAAUUAGAUUUAGAGUAAUUGUUAAUCCAUUCAAUUUAGGGUUACCUCAUUCAAGGAAUAUUGGAGUUUACAAUUCUCGUGGAGAUUAUAUAUUCUUUUUCGAUUCUGAUGAUAUUUUAGAACCAACAGCAUUAGAGAAAAUGGUUUGGAAAUUAAAUACAUCCUCUCAUAUUCAAUUCACUAAAGGUUAUUUAGUUGGCUUUGGUCAUACUCAAUAUAUUUGGUUAAAAGGUUUUGAACAAGCUGAUAAAUUCUUAAUAGAAAAUCAAGUUACAAUUUCAAUAAUGUAUAAACGUUCAAUGUUUGGUAAUAAAUUACAAAUAAAUCAAUCUUUUCAAGUUGAUGAUUAUAGUUAUGGUGGUAGUGAUGGUGAUGGUGAAUACUUUCAUUAUCCAAAAGAAUUAUUAGAAUUUCAAUAUGAUUCAAAUAUUAGAGAUGGAAUGGAAGAUUGGGAUUUUCAUUUAAAAUGUGCAUCAGCUGGAUAUUGGGGUGAAACCAUACCAGAAAUAUUAGAAUGGUAUAGAAGAAAAGAUAAGAAAACUAUGGAAAAGAAUUGGAAAAAUACAUUAACUUCAAAGAGAGAAAAGUUUUUAAAUGAUUUAAAAUUAAAAUAUUCAAAAUUAUAUAACAUUGGUGGUGGUGGUGGUGGUAAUGAUAAUCAAUAUAAAAGUUUCCCAAAUCCAAUUAGAAAUGAAAAUGAAGAUAGUUUUAAAAUUAAUUUUAAUUUUAUUGGUGGUAGUAGUGGUGGUAGUGGUGGUAGUUGUAAUGAAAUUAAGAAUCCAUUAAUAAAGAAAUCAUCAACACCAAGAAUUUUAUUAAUAUUACCAUGGUUAAAUACUGGUGGUGCUGAUAAAUUCAAUUUAAAUCUUUGUAAACAAUUGGUUGAAAAAGGUUGGGAAAUUACAAUUGUAACCACAAUUGAAUCUGAUAAUAAAUGGUUAUCAAGGUUUCAACUUUAUACACCUGACAUUUUCUUAUUCAAUGAAAAGUUUCUACCAUAUUCAUCUUAUCCUUCAUUUAUAAAUUAUUUAAUUGAUUCAAGAAAUAUCGAUGUUUUAUUCAUUUCAAAUAGUGAAUUUGGUUAUUAUUUAUUACCAUUUAUAAAAUCAAAUAAAUAUAACAAAGACAAUUUAAUAAUAGUCGAUUAUAAUCAUAUGGAAGAAGAAUAUUGGAGAAAUGGUGGCCAUCCAAGACAAUCAAUUGGAAUGAGUCAGUUUAUAGAUUUACAUUUAGUUUCUUCAAAUCAUUUAAAGAAUUGGAUGUUGGCCAAGAGUAAUCAAAUCAUUGAUGAAAAUAAGAUAUUGGUUACCUAUAUAAACGUUGAUAUGGAUGAAUUUAAAAAGAGUGAAUCAAGUAGACAUGAAAUUAGAAAAUCAUAUGAUAUAACAGAUAAAGAGAUUGUUAUAUUGUAUGCUGCAAGAUUAACCAAUCAAAAAAAACCAUUAGAAGCUUGUGAAAUUAUUAAAGAAUUAAAAGAAUCAUUAUUAAAUGAUUUUGAAAAUCAAAAUCAAAAUCAAAAUCAAAAUCAAAAUCAAAAUCAAAAUCAAAAUCAAAAUCAAAAUCAAAAUCAAAAUCAAUUAUUUAAAGUUUUAUUUGUUGGUGAUGGUUAUUUGAAAAGUAAGGUUGAAUUAUAUGUUAAGCAGAAUGGAUUAUCAGAUGUAAUUAAAUUAUUAGGUGAUGUACCAACUCAAGAUAUGAAAUCAAUUAUCUCUGCAUGUGAUAUAGUUUUCUUGCCAAGUCAAUUCGAAGGUGUUUCUAUGAUUUUCUAUGAAUCAAUGUCAAUUGGUUUAGUACCUGUUGGUAGUAAUGUUGGUGGUCAAAGUGAAUUGGUUACAUCUGAUUGUGGUUUCUUGGUUGAUAUUACUGAUAUUGGUGGCGGUAAUGAUAUUGACCCUUUGGAAUUCACCAAUAAAUUUGUACAAGUUUUAAAACAAUUAAUUAAGAAUCCAAAGAAAAUUGCUUCAAUGGCUUCAAAAUGUAAAAAAAGGAUUAAAUCAAAAUUUCAAUUACAUAAAAUGGGUGGUGAUAUGAUUUCAAAUUUUUGUAACACUAUAAAGAAAAAAAAUAAUCAACAACCACAACAACAACAAAAACAACUGCAACAACAACAAACACUUCAAUUAAAUGAUGGUGGUUUAUUUAACCAAGAGUUUUUAAUUCAAGCUAUUGAAUAUUUAAAGCUAACAAACCAAUUUGAAAAGAAAAAAAAUGAUUUUAAUCAAUUAUAUUCAUUACAGUCAGAGUUGGCCAAUUUAAAAAGGGAAAUCAAAAAAUUGGAACUAAAACAAAAAUAA